Molecule: messenger RNA, 729 nt
Organism: Dicrocoelium dendriticum
Lineage: Eukaryota; Metazoa; Platyhelminthes; Trematoda; Plagiorchiida; Dicrocoeliidae
Source: the annotation of a GenBank genome assembly
GCGACAAUUAUUGCUCACGAGAGUCAUCUGGCCGAGCUCACUACCCCAUCCGUCCUUUUCUACGACAAGUGGCCAUCGGUUCGCCUACACUCCGCUCCUCCUGAAACUGUGGUCGAGGACUCCCGUUUGAAAUGCACUAUGGAUACUUGCUUAAAUUGGAACCACUGUCCCCUUGGGGAUUUUUUUAAAUUUUGUGCCUUGGGCCACUCUGCAAUUCCAAGCACCGUUUUUUACGCCCUUAUGGAUUCCCCUCACUAUGUUGGUGAGUGUAAAUCUGUAUCAGCUGCGGCUUGUCUUGAGAUCGCACAUAAUCUUGAGAGUGCACUGAACUGUUCAGUACGAAUAGCCAGUAACAUCCAUCGUACCUGCCUCGUUAUUUUGGUGGAGUUGGAUUCUUUGCGAAAACUCUUUGAGCAAAUUCAUCACGAAUCAGGGCGAAGUCACACAAUUAUUGCCGCUUCCCACUUCCCUCAACACCUCUUCAGGCCUGACUUUGAUUUUGUCUUUCCGGCUUCGUUGAAGCCACUGGUUGAUAUCGCUGGGGACAACACUGGGAGUUCGUCGGUUCGCUUGGUUCCUGGUCGUCGUCCUAUCUUACUUGCGCUACGCGUUGGCCGUUCUACCUCCGCACACUCUGUUUCUCUGUCUUCAUUCGAGUCGGUGUUUCUUAAGGCGACUGGAACAGCUGUCGAACCAGUCCCUGUAUCCCAAGUCUCAUCACGCAACUAG